Austrofundulus limnaeus is the source of this 2681-nucleotide messenger RNA. It is a transcript of the gene klhl29, whose product is annotated as kelch like family member 29. The record is from RefSeq and is a predicted model, not a curated record. Gene Ontology annotation, molecular function: protein binding. NCBI's taxonomy places the organism in Eukaryota, Metazoa, Chordata, Actinopteri, Cyprinodontiformes, Rivulidae.
CCGGAGUAAAGUGGCCGCACGGCGCGCCAGUCAGUCCGAGCAGCCCGCUCUCACAUCUCAUAUCCGCUGCCGCGCAGCAGAGAGACGCGCCUGGCCGAGUCCCGAGCGCUCCGAGCCGAGCACCGAGCACCGACACACGGGCGGACUCUUCACCGACACACGGCCGGGGCUGCUGCCUUUUUCUGUCUGAAAUGCAACUGCGGUCUUUGUGGACAUAAGCAGCGACGUAGCGAGAGAAAGAAAAUUAAAAAUAAAAAAGAUACGAGGACAAACGCCCCGAGGGGGAGGAGGAGGAGGAGAAGGUGCUGUUGGGGGGACAGGAGGAGCAGCGCACGCAGAGGUGUCGACGGCAAUACUCCGAAGGUUUAAUUUGUCUGUGAUGAGAAUCCUCGUCCACCGGAGAGCAAAAGUACGGCCUGCCCCUGUUGUUCCUGCUGAGAGGAAGUGAUGUCACGUCACCACCACCGCUACGAGAGGGACUACCGUGGUCCCUGGGAGCGAAGAGACAUCCGUCCGUCCGGCCUCCACAACGGAGGAGCCAACCACAGCUGUGCCUCCGCCGUUGUCAAUGGCAACAACCGUCCGGGGCUCCUUCCCCUCCCGGUCAUCCCCUCCCUCCUCCCCACCCCAGUCACGGUUGCCGUGACAACGUCGAGCGGUGACCUCGCGGUCAAGCGAGGCAUCACGGGAGCGGGAUCCGUGGCUUCGGCGUCAGCCAAGGUUUCCGGCUUGUCUCCUGGAGACAACCAGACCCCGGGACUUCUGCUGGCUCCGGGAGUCAGGUGGGGACAGACGCCCAUCAACCAGCUCACACCCUGGGAUACAGAUGAGCCCCCUGCCAAGCAACAUAGAGACGGAGAACCCACAGGACCAACCUGGGUGGCACCGGUGGCAGCGGUCAGCCAGUCGAGUCUCCUGCCCCACACCUACACCCUCCCCCAGCCUCCAUCGUUCAACCACAGCGUCACAGCUCAGUCGCCCAUCAUCGGCGUGACCCCAUCCAUCCAGGCGCCGGUGGCCCAGCAGCAUCCCCUCAUGACCACCCACUUCCAACUCACGCCGCAGUCCACUCAGCAGCCGCCCUCAAUGGUGCUGAGCCUGCCCAGCCAGCCUCCCUACGUGACGGCCCAGCCGACGGUCACGCCCGCUGCCCUCGCUGCCCAAACCAACCAGGUGGUUCAUCCGAAUCCCCACAGCAUCAUGGGCAACGGCCACCUGACCUCUCACUCCRGCCUCCUCCAGCCCCCCGCCCUGCCCCUCACCAACGGACAGGCGGCGUCGSUGCAUGCCCAACCUACAGCUGCAGACAAUCAGGAUGGUCCCAAYGGGUUGCAAAUGCUGCGGACAGUCGGGAGUGGGAAGUACGAGUUCAGUGACCCGGGACACCCCAAAGAGAUGUUGAAGGAGUUGAACCAGCAGCGCAGAGCGAAAGAGUUUACAGACCUGAAAAUUAUUGUUGAAGGCAAAGAGUUUGAAGUCCACCAAAAUGUUCUAGCUUCCUGCAGCUUGUAUUUCAAGGACCUGGUGAAAAGGUCGUCAAGGGAGACGAAGAGCGGCGAGAUGCUGGAGCUCCACAUGAGCAACAUCAACGUCGACGUGUUGGAGCUGCUGCUCGAGUUCGUCUACACGGGGUCGCUGGUCAUCGACUCGGCCAACGCCAAGACGCUGCUGGAGGCCGCCAACAAGUUCCAGUUCAACACCUUCUGUAAAGUCUGUGUCUCCUUCCUAGAGAAACAGCUGACUGCCUCUAACUGUCUGGGAGUGCUGGCGAUGGCUGAAGCCAUGAGUUGCACCGAGCUCCACAACAUGGCCAAAGCUUUUGCUCUUCAGAACUUCCCUGAGGUGGCCGGUCAGGAGGAGAUCAUGAGUGUUUCCAAGGAGGACCUGGUGGCGUAUUUGUCCAAUGACAGUCUGAACACAAAGGCUGAGGAGCUGGUUUAUGAAACUGUCAUCAAAUGGAUCAAACAAGACCCCAACUCCAGAGUUCAGGUGAUAGUUCUGGUGGGRGGGCGUCAGGCUAUUGGGAUGAACCAGCGCUCCUUGACAGCAGUCACAUGUUUUAACCCCCAGAACAGUAAGUGGUACCCACUGGCCAGCCUGCCCUUCUACGAYCGUGAGUUCUUCAGCGUCAUCUCAGCGGGAGACAACAUCUACCUGACAGGCGGCACUGAGUCGGGUGUGAUGGUGGCCGACGUGUGGUGCUACAUGUCCCUGUUGGACAACUGGAAUUUGGUGUCCCGGAUGACCGUGGCUCGCUGCAGACACAACAGCCUGGUGUAUGAUGGGAAACUGUACACCAUUGGGGGACUGGGAGUGUCGGGGAUUCUGGACCACGUGGAGAGGUACGACACGAUCACCAACACGUGGGAGACGGUUUCUCCUCUUCCUAAACCGGUUCAUUCGGCGGCUGCCACCGUGUGCGGAGGGAAGAUCUACGUUUUCGGGGGCGUGAACGAAGCCGGGCGCUCAGCGGGCGUCCUUCAGUCUUACGUACCACAGAGCAACAUCUGGAGUUUUAUYGAAUCACCCAUGAUAGAUAACAAAUAUGCCCCUGCGGUGAGUCUAAACGGCUUUAUAUUCAUCCUGGGCGGAGCCUACGCGCGAGCCACCACCAUCUACGACCCAGACAAAGGCAACAUCAAGGCCGGGCCCAACAUGAAUCACUCUCGGCAGUUCUGCAG